Molecule: messenger RNA, 1275 nt
Organism: Diaporthe batatas
Lineage: Eukaryota; Fungi; Ascomycota; Sordariomycetes; Diaporthales; Diaporthaceae
Exons: 2
Coding region: 1-1275 (424 amino acids)
Biological process (GO): protein phosphorylation
Molecular function (GO): ATP binding; protein kinase activity
Source: RefSeq, a predicted model, not a curated record
AUGUGCAUUGAUUCAACAAUUGAAUAUCAUUGGAUUGACGGGGUAGAGCGCCUGGAACUAUAUGAGCCCGGCGGGUACCAUCCGGUUUUGAUUGACGAUUUGCUACACAAUCGCUAUCGAAUAAUUGAUAAACUGGGGUUUGGGGGCUACUCGACCAUAUGGCUCGCUCGAGACGAGGUAGACAAACGGUAUGUCGCCGUCAAGAUCGGGAUAUCAGCUCCUUCGCUUCCUCGCCGGGAGCAGGAGAUCCCCAGAGCGUUACAUGAAUCACAUUCGACAUUGGGAAAGCCCGCGGCGCUGCCAACCAUCCUCGACUCAUUUGACGUUCGCGGACCGAAUGGGUUACACCCAUGUUACACUUUGACUCCCGCGCAGGGAAAUCUUAAGGAAGCAUCAUUUAGUCGCCUAUUUCCCAUCCAAGUUGCGCGCGCUUUGUCUGCAAACUUGGUUACCGCUGUUGCGGCCGUUCACUCACGAGGUUUCGUACAUGGAGACAUUCAUCUUCGCAACGUCUUGGUCAAGAUACCGUCAACGUUUGACGAACUUUCAAUCCAAGAGUUCAGGGAGAAGUACGGCGAGCCUGAAACAGUGCCCAUUUCCCGGGUCGAUGACAAGCCCAUUACUGCCAACGUUCCAAAAUACGCUGUAGAGCCCCUUUAUCUUGGGAAAAAGGCUCAAGAUUUCACUUUGGCCGACGCUCAGGGCUUGAUUCUUAGCGACUUUGGUGAGGCCUUCUGCCCAGCUACGGAGCAGCGGCUUGGGAGGGAAUGCAAUACUCCUCUGGCCAAGAAGGCGCCCGAAGCUGUUUUUGAGCCUGAUGUUCCUUUAUCGUUCCCUUCAGACAUAUGGAGUCUCGGAACUGCCAUUUGGGAGAUAUUAGGGAUGAAGUUUAUCUUCAGUGAGGUGGAGACCCAAGAUGAGAUCACCGCCCAGCAAAUUGAUGUCUUGGGUGCGGCAGAUUUCCCUGACGAUUGGAGAAGGCAAUUUGAACGACUGGGAGACGAAGACAAUUAUGGUGCUACAACAAUUCCUCGGCGACCAAGUGGUCUACGUGAAACGUGGCCCAGUCUUGACAAUGCCUUCGAAGAGUUCGUACAAAAGUACAGGAGAAAGCGAGAGGCUGCUGGGCUGUUUGACGAACAAGAGACGAGGGCGAUUCUUGACCUUAUACGUGGAAUGCUGAGGUUCCGCCCGGAGCAACGUCUGACCAUAGAUGAGGUGCUCAAGUCUGAAUGGAUGGUCAAGUGGGCGCUGCCCCAGCUAGAAUUAGAUUAG